Lotus japonicus is the source of this 1661-nucleotide messenger RNA. Its product is annotated as fructose-bisphosphate aldolase 3, chloroplastic. Gene Ontology annotation, cellular component: cytosol. The record is from RefSeq and is a predicted model, not a curated record. NCBI's taxonomy places the organism in Eukaryota, Viridiplantae, Streptophyta, Magnoliopsida, Fabales, Fabaceae. Gene Ontology annotation, molecular function: fructose-bisphosphate aldolase activity. Bases 213 to 1382 code for a protein of 389 amino acids. The transcript is spliced from 6 exons. Gene Ontology annotation, biological process: glycolytic process; fructose 1,6-bisphosphate metabolic process.
AAACAAAGAAAGUGGGUUGGUGUUGCAGUUUGGUAUUGCCGUUUAAGGUGGCUGUUACCUAACACAGAGAGUCAGAGACGGAGUGACCGAGAAACUAAAACCAAACAAAACCUUGUUUGUUUUCUGAUAUAUAACAUCAUUGACAACAACAUUAACAUCACAAACUCAACAACAUUAUACAUAGUACACUCUCUUUGUUCUUCUCUUCAACCAUGGCGUGUUCAACCCUCAAACUCAACUCUCUCUCGAUCACCAACAACUCCUUCUCUUCACGCCGUGGAUCUCCUUCUCUCUCCACCACUCGCCGAGUCUCCCUCCCGAUCCGCGCCUCUUCUUACACCGAUGAACUCAUCACAACCGCCAAAACUAUUGCGUCUCCUGGUCGUGGAAUACUUGCAAUUGAUGAGUCAAACGCGACCGCUGGGAAGCGUUUGGCAUCGAUUGGAUUGGACAACACGGAGACCAAUCGCCAGGCCUACAGGCAACUUCUGCUGACCACACCUGGCCUUGGUGAAUACAUCUCUGGUGCCAUUUUUUUCGAGGAAACCCUUUACCAGUCAACCACUGAUGGAAAGAAGUUUGUGGACUGUCUUCGUGAGGAGAACAUUGUACCUGGAAUCAAAGUUGAUAAGGGUUUGGUCCCUCUGCCAGGGUCAAACAAUGAAUCUUGGUGCCAAGGGUUGGAUGGAUUGGCUUCAAGAUCUGCUGAAUACUACAAGCAAGGUGCUAGAUUUGCCAAGUGGAGGACAGUUGUCAGCAUUCCUUGUGGUCCUUCUGCAUUGGCCGUUAAGGAAGCAGCAUGGGGACUUGCACGUUACGCUGCUAUCUCUCAGGACAAUGGCCUUGUUCCAAUUGUAGAGCCUGAAAUUCUUCUUGAUGGGGACCACCCAAUCGAGAGGACAUUGGAAGUGGCCGAGAAGGUCUGGUCUGAAGUCUUCUUCUAUUUGGCUGAAAACAAUGUCGUUUUUGAGGGAAUUUUGCUCAAACCUAGCAUGGUUACGCCUGGAGCGGAACACAAGCAAAAGGCUUCUCCAGAAACUAUUGCCAAUAACACACUAACCAUGCUUAGAAGGAGAGUUCCUCCAGCAGUCCCUGGAAUCAUGUUUCUGUCGGGUGGACAAUCUGAAGUGGAAGCCACACUAAAUCUCAAUGCUAUGAACCAAAGUCCAAACCCAUGGCAUGUUUCGUUCUCGUAUGCAAGAGCUCUGCAGAACACUGUGCUUAAGACUUGGCAAGGACGCCCUGAAAAUGUGGAAGCUGCGCAGAAGUCUCUCUUGAUCCGCGCUAAAGCAAACUCCUUGGCUCAACUUGGAAGAUACUCUGCUGAGGGUGAAAGUGAAGAAGCACAGAAAGGAAUGUUUGUCAAGGGCUACACCUACUAAAAAGUUUAGGUGUCUCUUGCCUUUGGCCUUGAGUUGAUUUGUUUUGACUGUUUAUCUACAGAGACUUAGAUGUGUUGUAUUUUUUGUUAACUUCUUCUAGCUAAUGAGUUUGAAUAAAGGGUGCUAGAAAGAAAGCUUUUCUUGGUACAAUUUGAGGUUUUGGGGAUUAGUAUAAAUCCGAAAGGGAAAGAACAAAGGAAAAGGUUUAUUAUCCUUAUUGUUUAUUUUGCACUUGCUAUUGCUCUUACAAAGGAAAAUGUUUACUAUCCUUAUUGUUUA